CCUCCCCCAGGUCCACGCAUGCCCAUCUCCUCCACGCUGGUGGGACGCACGCGACCGGCGCAAGGAGGACGAUGAGCAGUUUGUGGGGUCAGGCCUCCCAUCAGUUCAUGUCAAGGCUGCUGCUAGCUAGCAGCAGCCUGCACUGCCAGCCACGGUGCCACUUCGGUCCCCUGUGCCCACCGGCCGAUGCCAGCUUUUGCCUGGGAUCUGGCACAGCCCCGAUGCCUGCGCCCAUCUGAGGGACGCUGCCUUCCUCUGGAGCCACCGGACCGGCAGGACCGCGGAGCCGGCGCCCGGGCGCCGGGAGAGGCUGAGAGAUGGCCGAAGGGGAAAUCACGACCUUCACCGCCCUGACCGAAAAGUUCAACCUUCCCCUGGGGAACUACAAGAAACCCAAACUCCUGUACUGCAGCAACGGGGGCCACUUCCUCCGGAUCCUCCCAGACGGCAAAGUGGAUGGGACCAGGGACCGAAGCGACCAGCACAUUCAACUCCAGCUAAGCGCGGAAAGCGUGGGAGAGGUGUAUAUAAAGAGCACGCAGUCUGGGCAGUACCUGGCGAUGGACACCAACGGGCUGCUCUAUGGCUCGCAGUUACUGGGUGAGGAGUGCCUGUUCCUCGAAAGGCUCGAAGAAAACCAUUACAACACGUACGUCUCCAAAAAGCACGCAGAUAAGAACUGGUUUGUUGGUCUGAAGAAGAACGGGAACAGCAAGCUGGGGCCGCGGACUCACUAUGGCCAGAAGGCGAUCCUCUUCCUCCCGCUGCCUGUCUCAGCCGACUAAGCCCUGUCCUGGGAGCUCAGAGACGACCCGAACCCCAGAACCCAACCGCCACCUCCUCCUUUUCCCUCACCCUCUCUUUUUUUGGCUAGUAUGACAGAGCCAAACGUUAGAGCUCUGAGCUUUAGGUAAAGGCUUUACCACAGAUAGACAAAGCAGAGCUCCUCCGCUCUGCACAAAGCUUUGCAGAGAUGAGGGGAAAAGCCCCGACACCCUCCCAAGGUCCACCGGCCCCCCCGCCUCCCCCCACCCUCCGUCAGCAGUGUGGGGCUGGCACGUGCCGUGACCACGCUGCAGGUCCCGGGGACACGCGCAAACCUGCCCCGGACAGGUGCCCCGGAACGGGGCCAAGGACACCCCAAGGACACCCCAAGGACACCCCAAGGACACCCCACGUCCCAGGGAAAUGCAUGCUUUUACUGUCCCCAGGCAUUCAGAGGCAAAACCUCCCUGGAUUCUCUGUACAAACAUAUUUAUCCAUCUAAGUAUGUAGCUUGUAAUAUGCCCAAUUUCAGAUUGCACCACCAGUGAUGCUAUGGAGUGCCAGCCUGGCUAAACGCUUGCAGAUACCCUCAGCGUAGGAAGCUAAAUUAGCAUCAGCCAAACGCUCCAAGCCCUAGGCUUCCUAGCCUCCCUUACCACAUGAAUAUUGCCAUGUUUCAUGCUAGUACCUGCCAUAUGUUAUUUGUAUUUAUUUAUUAAGUAAACCUGUCUCUCCUACAAUCUGUUCAUAAGUAAUUCCAGGCACCAACCCCCCUCGACGUUGUCCCAGUGAGGAUGGGGCAGCGUGGGAGCCACUGAGGUCUGAUGUUGAGGGUGGGAUGGUGCAGCAGGAACGGGCUGCGUGGUGGUGGCAGCGCAUCGCAUCGCAUCCCGUUCCCAGGGGGCUUCCUCCCACCCCUCCCGGAGCCUGGCUAAAUGGGGCUCUAGAAAUGGCACCGGGGCCCCACGGUGACUCCCAAACCCUCCGUGAAGUUGAGUUUCUCCUCUCCCGGCAUGAAGCAGAUCUCCCGAGCAGCUCAAGAGCCGCUCCUGCCAGGUGAAAGCAUCACAGGGGCAGCACGCUGCCACGCUCUACCCUGGCUCAUCGUCCCCCUUGGGCACUUGCGGACGCCCACGCUGACCAGGCACGAGCUGCACGGGGGGACAGGUCAGCCCAGGCACCAAAGCCUUGCUGAGUCAGCGCUUCUCCAAUUGCUUCUUCCUGAGUGGCAAGUGCAUUUACCCCACAGCGAGUUUCCUCAUGUGUAGACUAGCCCAAAGCCUUUAACUAAUCCUUUCUGGUGAUGGUGCAUUAAAAAGGAAAUUGGGAACAGGUUUAACUCCUGUACGGCGGUGUGACUUGUCACGGCCCGGCUGCGGGUGAGGUGCACGCGGAGAUGUGGCCAGGGGUGCCGCGGUCAAUGGGAUGGAUUCGGCAGUCGCAGAAGCAAAAGCGUAGCACUCCUUUGCUGGUGCGAGGCUGGAGCUGUGGCAAUGCCAUGCAGCCCGUCCCGGCAUUGCAGCGGGGGGAGCGCUGCCGAAAUUCAUGUUCGGCUCAGUCCUCCUGUUGGUCUCAGACUGAGGUCUCAAGCUGUAAAUAAAAUACGCUGGUACAGUGGCAGAACAAUAAAGUUUGAUAGGAAAUAUUGCA
This is a messenger RNA of Grus americana (Whooping crane), 2415 nucleotides long. RefSeq names its product fibroblast growth factor 1 (gene FGF1). The coding region runs from base 318 to 785 and encodes 155 amino acids. Gene Ontology annotation, biological process: positive regulation of gene expression; regulation of cell migration; cell differentiation. The record is from RefSeq and is a predicted model, not a curated record. Gene Ontology annotation, molecular function: fibroblast growth factor receptor binding; growth factor activity. Gene Ontology annotation, cellular component: cytoplasm. The transcript has 6 exons. NCBI's taxonomy places the organism in Eukaryota, Metazoa, Chordata, Aves, Gruiformes, Gruidae.